CAAGACUGUCUCUGAAAUGUACGAGGUAUCUUCAGAGCUGAAUUUCUCAGCUAGCCGCAUGUGUGUGUAUCUCGUAUCUUCUCCCUUUGUAGGUCCAGAAUAUGUCGCAAAACGACUCAAUUGUCAACGUCCUCGUGUUCCGCGCGUACCACUGUGAAUCCCAUGGCGUUCAGCCUCUGUCCAUAAGAGUCAGCCUAUUCCUCUAGUUCACUCAUUCCCUGAGAAUCUGAUAUUCACACCAUGGCCACCAAACAUGAGGCGACAGCUACGGUCGCUGAGAUCGAAGACCCAACAUUUUUCGAACAGGAGCACGACAUUGAGAUGGAGGAGCAAGAAACCGACGAGUUACUAGAAGAGAAGGAGCAGCUGGACGAGGAAGGCGCAGAGGCUCCCACUCCAGCGAAGAGGCCUUCGAAGUUGCUGUUCUGGAUCGGGGUCAAUAUCAUCGCCACGACAUCUAUCGUCUUCAUCAACAAGUCCAUCUUUGACGACCCGGCCUUCCGCAGUGCUCAAGUCUCUUUCGCGACGUUCCACUUCCUAGUCACAUUUGCGACUCUCCACACCGUGUCUUCUUCUAAAUUCGCCUUCUUCGAGAGAAAGCGAGCGGCGCUUCGCGACAUCCUGCCCCUGGCCGCCGCAAUGUGCCUGAACGUCAUUUUGCCAAACCUCUCCCUGGCUUACUCGUCUAUCACCUUCUAUCAGACCGCUCGAGUGCUCCUGACACCUAUCACUGCAUUCUUGAACUACGUCCUAUAUCGGAAAACCAUUCCAAGACAGGCUGUAUGUGCUCUGCUCCCUGUCUGCGCUGGUGUUGCCAUGGUCACGUACUUUGAUGUCAGACCUGGUGCAACAACCAAAGAAACCAGCUUUUAUGGCGUCGUGUUCGCUUUGAGCGGCGUACUCAUGAGCGGUAUCUACACCUGUUGGAUUGGUCACUACCACCAGAAGCUUCAGAUGUCAAGUUUGCAACUAUUGCACAACCAAUCACUACUUGGAGGAGUUCUACUCAUCUACCUAAUUCCUUUCGUCGAUACACUGCCAGUGUUCAGCGAAGUCUCACUUCAUCGGUGGAUCAUGAUUAUGCUGAGCGGCCUCUGCGCGUGUCUCCUCAAUCUGUCUCAGUUCGCCAUCAUCGCUGGAGCCGGACCAGUAGCCAGUACUGUCGUAGGCCACUCGAAAACUGUAACGAUCGUCACCUUGGGCUGGAUUUGGAGUGGUAGUGUCAUCAGCGGCUACAGUAUUCUUGGUGUCGUGGUAGCAAUUGGCGGCGUGAUACUGUACUCAACUGCAACCAUGUAUAAGAAAUGAGACACUGUAUUCAUCUCCUUGACGAUGUCAUCCUCAAGAGCAGGCUGUCAAGAUGCACAUUACAAAUGAAAUCCCAUCAUACUGAGAGACCAAAACCCGCGAUUCUACGCCAGAGACGACACUCUACUCCUCCCGACCUCCAUCACAAGCUCAAGUUCUGGC
This is a messenger RNA of Aureobasidium subglaciale EXF-2481, 1470 nucleotides long. RefSeq lists its product as uncharacterized. The transcript has 2 exons. Gene Ontology annotation, molecular function: antiporter activity. The record is from RefSeq and is a predicted model, not a curated record. Gene Ontology annotation, cellular component: Golgi apparatus. NCBI's taxonomy places the organism in Eukaryota, Fungi, Ascomycota, Dothideomycetes, Dothideales, Saccotheciaceae. The coding region runs from base 241 to 1308 and encodes 355 amino acids.